Suillus subalutaceus is the source of this 560-nucleotide messenger RNA. RefSeq lists its product as uncharacterized. Lineage: Eukaryota; Fungi; Basidiomycota; Agaricomycetes; Boletales; Suillaceae. The transcript has 3 exons. The record is from RefSeq and is a predicted model, not a curated record. Bases 36 to 332 code for a protein of 98 amino acids.
GUGCAGGUGCUGAUGGGCAUGAUGUUAGAGCUGUUAUGUCGGAAGCGAGAGAUGCGUGUUCUGGGGCGACUGGGAGAAACGGCAGACAUAUCUCACUACCUUUAUAUCAUGACCUUACCUCGCUCAAGCGUGAUCACGGACAAGCUGUUGCCCAAAGGAUGGCGAGGUUGGUGCUUCAUGAGGAAUUACGAAGCGUUGCGGAACAAGAAACCAAUCUUGCAGAAUCCGGGAAGGCCCUGGUAAAAAUGGUGCUGGAACGCGAAAUGGAGGGCAAGCUUGUGGAAGACGGGGAAUUUGCUGGAUGCGUCAGCCGUGGUGUCUUGCACUUCUGAUAUCAGUACUAAAGUCGAAUGAAGAAAGAAUCUAAUCGUUCAAUAAUCUUCCAUCGACUCGUGUAUUAUGAUCGGUACCAAGAUUGAUGCUAUGCAGAGCUGCCUUUCGUCUGUUCAUUGACCGGAUGCUAUUGAUCAUCUUUGCACAUGCGAGUAUCAACAGCUAGGUUCCAUCAUCAGUUGCCAGGAUCCUGCACUCUUCUCCUUGUUGCAUCCACCGAACACGAC